AUGGGGUCCCACUGUAACAGUUCCUCAGGCACUGUUGCUGCUCACACUUUUUCUGCAGAAAUUCCCGACUUCCUGACAGAGGAGGAGUGCAAGCUCAUCGUCCAUCUGGCACAGCUGAAGGGGCUGCAGAAGAGCCAGAUCCUACCGACGGAUGACUAUGAGGAAGCCAUGGAAAUGAUAGAAAUCAGCCAGAUGGACAUUUUCAAUCUGCUGGAUCACAAUCAGGAUGGGCAGCUGCAGCUCAAAGAGGUGUUGACCCACACCCGGCUUGGGAAUGGCAGGUGGAUGACCCCCGAAAACAUCCGGGAGAUGUACACUGCAGUCAAGGCCGAUCCCGAUGGGAAUGGCGUGCUGAGUUUGGAGGAGUUCAAACAACUGAAUAUCCGUGAUUUCCACAAGUACAUGGGAAGCCAGAAAGUGAAGAUGAGCGACUUGGUGCGCAACAGCCAGCACACCUGGCUGUACCAGGGCGAGGGGGCACACCAGGUCAUGAGAGCCAUACGGCAAAGGGUAAUGCGCCUGACUCGCUUGCCCCCCGAGAUUGUGGAGCACAGCGAGCCCCUCCAGGUUGUGCGGUACGACCAAGGAGGGCACUACCAUGCCCACAUGGACAGCGGCCCCGUCUUCCCCGAGACCGCCUGCAGCCACACCAAGCUGGUCGCCAAUGAAAGCGCUCCCUUUGAGACCUCCUGCCGGUACGUGACAGUGCUGUUCUACCUGAACAACGUGACUGGGGGAGGUGAAACAGUGUUUCCUAUAGCUGAUAACAGGACGUACGAAGAGAUGUCUUUGAUCCAGAACGACGUUGACCUGCGAGAUACUCGGAAAAACUGCGACAAGGGCAAUUUGCGAGUGAAACCUCAGCAAGGCACUGCUGUCUUCUGGUACAACUACCUGUCAGACGGAGAAGGGUGGGUGGGGGAGCUGGACGACUUCGCCCUGCACGGGGGGUGCCUGGUCACCCAAGGCACCAAGUGGAUCGCCAACAACUGGAUCAACGUGGACCCCAACCGCCGGCGGCAGCUGCGGUUCCAGCAGGAGAUGGAGCGCUACGCGGGGGCCGAGGCCGGGGCCGGCGCCCCGGGGGAGUGGACAGUGGAUAAAGCCUACAGCGGGGUGCACCUGGAGCUGUAGGGCCCGGCGGGAAGGGCUGCGCGCACGUGGCCUUUUCCCGCGGUGGGCGGAGGGGCGGGGCCGCGCCCGCGCCAAUAAAGGGUGGAG
This is a messenger RNA of Nipponia nippon (crested ibis), 1221 nucleotides long. The record is from RefSeq and is a predicted model, not a curated record. NCBI's taxonomy places the organism in Eukaryota, Metazoa, Chordata, Aves, Pelecaniformes, Threskiornithidae.